Chironomus riparius is the source of this 1173-nucleotide messenger RNA. The record is from the annotation of a GenBank genome assembly. Lineage: Eukaryota; Metazoa; Arthropoda; Insecta; Diptera; Chironomidae.
GUAGCAUAAACAGAUUCUCUCUUUAUUGAAAAAGUUUGCUUUUAACGAGCAAAAUGGGAAAAAUAAUUCGAACAGUGAUUGGAGACAUUGGUUCUGAAAAUCUAGGAAUAACAUUAACUCACGAACAUUUUAACUUGAAAUUUGACAAGUUUUACUGCUGUCCACCACCACAGCUACACAAAUAUUUCAAUGAUGGAAUUAAUGAGAAGAUUCAUCUUAAAAAUGUUGGAUAUGUCAAGCAAUAUCCAUAUGCAAGCAAGUAUAAUUUGCAAUUUGAUGACGAUGAGACACAAAAAGCUGUACUUGAUGAUGUAAUGGAAUUUAAGUUGUUUGGAGGACGCAGUAUUGUUGAAAAUACAACUUAUGGAAUCGAGAGGAACUUGAAUUAUCUUGUAGAUGUUGCACAGAAAACUGGAGUUAAUGUUAUUGCUGGAACUGGGCAUUAUAUUGAAAUGACUCAGAAAGCUGAAACCUUAAAAAUGUCUUUAGAAGAAAUGGUUGAUUUAUAUACAAAAGAUAUUGAGGAGGGAAAUCAAAUUGACUCUGGACUAACUGUAAAGUGUGGAUUUAUAGGCGAAGUUGGAAGUACUUAUCCUAUUACUAAUUUUGAAAAGCAAGCAAUUCAAGCAACAGCAAUUGUACAAAAUAAAUUAAAGUGUGGUGUUUCCUUCCAUCCAGGAAGAGACUCGAAAGCUCCAUUUGAAAUUGUCAGAGUUUACCUUGAAGCUGGUGGUGACAUCAAUAAAUGUGUCAUGUCUCAUUUAGAUCGAACACUUUUGAAUGACGAAGAAUUGCUUGAAUUUUCUAAAUUUGGAUGUUACUGUCAAAUGGAUCUCUUUGGUAAUGAAGUGUCUUGGUACCAAUUAAAUCCUAAUGCUGACAUGCCAUCUGAUGCUCAAAGAGUUGAACGACUGAAAAUGUUGGCUGAUGAAGGAAAAAUUGAUAGAAUAUUAAUGAGCCAUGAUAUACACACAAAGCAUAGAUUGACUGCAUUUGGUGGACAUGGAUUUGCACAUGUUUUGAAUAAUGUCAAGCCAAAAAUGCUUAUUAAAGGUUUCACUGAAGAACAAGUUCAUCAAAUUAUGGUCAAGAAUCCAGCAAAUUGGUUAGAAAUGUAAAAAUAGAAGAUUUUGAAACAAUAAAGCAUGAUCAAGUCAUAUUUGUUGUCAUCAA